Messenger RNA from Callorhinus ursinus (northern fur seal), 3178 nucleotides. It is a transcript of the gene LTV1, whose product is annotated as LTV1 ribosome biogenesis factor. The record is from RefSeq and is a predicted model, not a curated record. Gene Ontology annotation, cellular component: preribosome, small subunit precursor; nucleus; cytosol. Gene Ontology annotation, biological process: ribosomal small subunit biogenesis; ribosomal small subunit export from nucleus. Lineage: Eukaryota; Metazoa; Chordata; Mammalia; Carnivora; Otariidae.
GUCUCGUUGUCUCGGGGACGGGGCGCUCUGGUUCUGCUGACGGCCAGGCUGGUUCCUCUGGUGCCAGUGGCUACUGAGGGCGAGGAUUGGGAGGGCUGGCCCGGAGGUGCCGGGAGGAGGCUUGCGGCCCUGUGCCCCGGUAUGAUCACCCUCGCCACUCUGGGCCUACUUUGCAGUUUAGAGUGCGUCUCCCCCAGCCAAGCCUCCGUAGGGAGUGGACCGAGGAGAAUGGGUUCCUUUAUCCCUUGGGGCCUAGAAACCCGUGAACGCAGGACACAAACGCUCAACCCUGUGCUUCAUGCAUUCGGAGGAGGGAGAGUUGGCUGGUUUCUCCAGACGCUGGAGUGGCAGUUGUCUGCUCGUCUGUGUUUGCUCUGGGCAAAGGGAACUGGUGGGAGAGUCUAAGGUUGGGCCCAAAAGCAAAAUGGCUUAAAAACUGGGAUGAUGUUUUCUCAGUUUGGCGAGUCAAGUUGGGUAGGGUAGUGAGAGUGUUAAACGAGAUGAUGGAUCUUACUUAACUGUAGCUGUGUUGUCCUGGUUUCAUUUAGUUGUGCGACAGCUGUGUAACUUGAUUGAAAUGGUCUUCCCCAGAUUUACCUGUGGCAGCUUGUUUGUCCUUCUGAUUCAGCCUGUCAGGGACCUUCUCUGAGCCCACAGUCUGAAGUAACUUUCGGUCAUUUGCACAUCACUCUUCUUUACUUAAAAUCAUUUUUUUUUUUUUGGUGAUUUGCUUCAUAAGCAUAGGGACUCUGACCUCAUUGCUGUAUCCCAGCGCCCAUAAGAAGGUUUGGCACAGAGUAAGUGCCAUCAGAUACACAUUGAAGGAAGGUAAGUGCGGAUUUUGUUGAACAUUGUUGACGUUGCCUACCAUAGAAAUGUAAGUUUUAGAAAUCUGUUGAUCCCUCACAUAACUUACUGAAGAUUCGUAUAUGGACUGUGGGUUUGUGUGUGUGUUUUUGUUUGUUUGUUUAAUGGCUUGUUCUGAUUCUGUUCCUUUGAAGCCUCACAGGAAGAAAAAGCCUUUCAUAGAGAAGAAGAAAGCUGUGUCUUUUCACCUGGUCCAUCGGAGUCAACGAGAUCCUUUAGCAGCAGAUGAGACUGCACCCCAGAGGGUUCUGUUACCCACACAGAAAAUAAAUGAUGAAGAGAGGCGAGCAGAACAGAGGAAGUAUGGCGUGUUCUUUGAUGAUGACUAUGACUAUCUGCAACACCUGAAGGAACCAUGUGGGCCCUCAGAGCUUAUUCCCAUAAGUACUUUCAGUGCACCCGACAGAAGAGAUGAAAAAGAGGAAACUUUAGUAAUUUCAACCACGGGAAUUAAGUUGCCUUCAUCAGUAUUUGCAUCAGAAUUUGAGGAAGAUGUUGGAUUGUUGAAUAAAGCAGCUCCUAUUUCAGGACCUCAGCUGGAUUUUGAUCCUGACAUUGUCGCGGCUCUUGAUGAUGAUUUUGACUUUGAUAAUCCAGACAAUCUGCUUGAAGAUGAUUUUAUUCUUCAGGCCAAUAAGCCAACAGAAGAAGAGGGAACGGGUAUACGGAAAUCUGAGGCCGAAGAUGACAGUGAGUGGGAAGACAUGGAUGAUGAGAAGGAAGGAGGUAGUGAUGACGAUAACUAUGGCUCUGCGGGCUCAUCAGAUGAGGCCAUGUCUGUCCCUGGAAAACCUCCUGGGACUGUAGAAAAUCACUUAUUCUGGGAAGAGGAGACGAAAAGUCGCUUUACUGAAUAUUCUAUAACAUCUUCAGUUAUGAGGAGAAAUGAGCAGCUGACUCUUCAUGAUGAGAGAUUUGAGAAGUUUUAUGAGCAAUAUAAUGAUGAUGAAAUUGGAGCUCUGGAUAAUGCUGAAUUGGAAGGUUCCAUUCAAGUAGACAGCAAUCGCUUAGAGGAAGUCUUGAAUGACUACUACAAAGAGAAGGCAGAGAAUUGUGUAAAACUGAAUACUCUUGAACCCUUCGAGGAUCAGGACUUGCUAAUGAAUGAACUUGAUGGGUCUGAGGAGGAAGAGGUUAUUACUGUAGUUCUUGAAGAAGCCAAAGAGAAGUGGGAUUGUGAAUCUAUUUGUAGUACAUACUCAAAUUUAUAUAACCAUCCACAGCUUAUCAAGUAUCAGCCAAAGCCCAAACAAAUCCGAAUAUCUUCUAAAACAGGAAUGCCUCUCAAUGUCUUACCUAAGAAAGGACUCACAGCAAAACAAGUUGAACGAAUGCAGAUGAUUAAUGGCAGUGAUUUGCCAAAGGUGUCAACCCAACCUCGAUCUAAAAAUGAAAGCAAAGAAGAUAGAAGAGCAAGAAAACAAGCUAUAAAAGAGGAGCGCAAGGAACGGAGAGUGGAGAAGAAAGCUAACAAAUUAGCCUUCAAACUGGAGAAAAGAAGGCAGGAAAAGGAGCUCUUAAACUUGAAGAAGAACGUUGAGGGGCUAAAGCUAUGACGGUAGAACAUUUAGGAUAAGGUGCCUUCCCCACUGGGGCUCCUCGUUCAGUAUUGAACAGGGAUCUGCAGAGAGACAAAACUAUUUAAUCUGCCAUUUUUACUGGCAGGUAUUUAUACCACCAAGUUUUCUCUGCCAUCUGUCUUGUAAAUAUUGUAACAUUUUAAAAGUUAAUAUUAUAAGCUUAGAAUUUGCUCUGAAAUAAAUGAUUUCACAAAUGUGAAAUGUUUGGAUGAGUUGAAGGAAAAUAUCUUCAUAACAUAAAUGGAAUUGGUGUAUUCUUCAUUUAUUUGUAUGAUUGUCCCAGCUGUCCUUUGCAGAUGUUCUCAAAUAUGUCUUUGAAACCUUUCCAUUCCUUUUCAGGAGUUAAGUGGUUUAAUUUGCUGUAUGUAGAAAAGUGACCCCAUUAAACUCCAUUUGAAAUGCUAAGUGGUUAAGAGUUUUCCUGAGAAGAUUCCACUGGUAGGAACUAAGUUUCCCCCUGCUGUAUACAAAGGGCUGUUUCAAAAGGAUGGUAAAAAUGAAUAUUUAUUAGGAUUGUUGGGACUCAAUUACUGGAUAACUUACUUUUGGAAUUUCGGAAGAGUGAAGACAGGAAGCAGAAGCAGAAGUCAAGAAAACGUCCUUGGCUUCAGUGAGUACCUGGCUCAAAAUCAGAAAUAUUUACUUCAGUUUAAACUAAAAAGUUUGUCUUUUCAACAUUAUUUAAUGCUUGGAACCAUUCAUAUUUGAUUAAAAGAUGUAGUUAAAAAUUU